AUGGAUUGGCGAAACGAGGAGUCGGAUCAAUCGAGUGAAUGGACAACGUGCGCUUUCUCUUUUCGGACAGUCGAGAACCUGAGAUGGGAUGAAAACGAUUAUCCUGUAGCCAGGACGAGGGAUGCCAUCGUCGCCGCCGCUCUGGACCGCAGCGUUUGCUCUCAAGGAACUCAGGUCGGAAUUGGAAUUUGUAAGGACAUUGGAAAUUUCACAUGUGACUUAGAACACUUAGAGCUUGAGACGAAGGAUCAUCGGAAACUUAGAACAAGCGAUUUACUGGCAGAUUAUUUCAAUGAUUCCGAGCAGGAGGAAACCGUUCCGGUUUUUAAAACGAGAGAGAAACCUUCCUUUCAGUUAGUGGUCCAAGGACCGGAAAUCCUAAUUUUCCAGGGUACUAGGUAUUCCCCUGCGGAUAUCGCGCCCUGCUGGAAAAAGGACUCUCGAAUGUGGCUGUGGAAAUCAGUCAGACUGGCGAGAAAACUGAAGGGGACCAAGGCGAAGGCAAUUCCUUCGGACGUUUUGUAUCGCGAGACUCUUUCGUAGCAUUUAUUUUUAUUCGACUAUAUACAUACAAAUUUUUUUAAAUUAAAAUUUUAUUUUUUUCUUAUAUAUUUUAAUAUUUAAAUAAUGUUUGUGAUACAUGCGAGAUAUUCUUUCGUAUUUAUCAAAGAGUCAAUAAAAUAAUAAAUAAAGGUACAGAAAGCAAAUUUGCAUUUAGAUAAUACAGAUACUAAGAAAAGAAAUUUACAUAAUUUAAAAAUUCUCGAUUCUAAUAAUAAUAACAGCAAUGAGACGAGAAGAGAGCUUUAAGGAUGUAUCAAUCUGCAAAGUAAAUUGAAAUUAGAAAUAUGUUAAUAUUUAUACUUUAAAUAAACUGUAUGAAAGUUGUAAAAAAGAGAUUCUAAAUUUAUUGUUCUCUAA
Molecule: messenger RNA, 921 nt
Organism: Monomorium pharaonis (pharaoh ant)
Lineage: Eukaryota; Metazoa; Arthropoda; Insecta; Hymenoptera; Formicidae
Exons: 4
Coding region: 1-543 (180 amino acids)
Source: RefSeq, a predicted model, not a curated record